Messenger RNA from Strongylocentrotus purpuratus (purple sea urchin), 693 nucleotides. RefSeq names its product angiopoietin-4-like. The coding region runs from base 1 to 693 and encodes 230 amino acids. Lineage: Eukaryota; Metazoa; Echinodermata; Echinoidea; Camarodonta; Strongylocentrotidae. The transcript has 5 exons. The record is from RefSeq and is a predicted model, not a curated record.
AUGGCGAGGACGUACUUUGUUCUCUUUCUCUCUGUGUUGAUGUUUUCCGGUACUGGAGGAAAGCGAACCGAGGAAUGCAAACCAAUCGUUAUAAACAAGAAGGAAGUACCUCGUACAGAGACAUAUCAUAAAGAUACUACGCGAUCCUUUGGCAAACCUGGAUCGGCUCUAUCGCAUCCGGUGAUGAAGAAGUCUUGCAAAAACGCCAGAGAAACAACUCCACCUGUAGACACCGUUGCCAAUGUACCACGUGACUGUGCUGAUAUUCAGGGUAGAGGGGAAAAUAUCAGCGGUAUCUACGGCAUUCAUCCGCGUGGAGUGAAGAACCCGUUCAACGUCUUCUGCGACAUGGAGACCGCAGGGGGUGGUUGGACCGUUUUUCAACGCAGACUGGAUCUGGGAGACGAUCUUACGUACUUUUCCGGUAACAUGACGGCUUACAAGCAUGGUUUUGGUAGUUUCGACGCCGAACACUGGCUAGGCAACGACAAGCUUCAUUACCUGACGAACCAAAAAGCGUACGAACUACGGCUAGACAUUAAGACGUUCCUGGUGAAGAAGGCCAUAUACGCUCGUUAUCGUUACUUCGCCAUCGGCAACGGGACUAGGAAUUAUACACUGACAGUCAACGGCUAUUCUGGUGAUGCAGGGGGAGGAAAGGUUGGAGAUGGUUACGGACAUCGAAGUUCGUAG